Messenger RNA from Castor canadensis (American beaver), 7324 nucleotides. RefSeq names its product VAMP associated protein B and C (gene Vapb). The record is from RefSeq and is a predicted model, not a curated record. NCBI's taxonomy places the organism in Eukaryota, Metazoa, Chordata, Mammalia, Rodentia, Castoridae. Gene Ontology annotation, cellular component: plasma membrane; endoplasmic reticulum membrane. Gene Ontology annotation, molecular function: FFAT motif binding. Gene Ontology annotation, biological process: endoplasmic reticulum membrane organization.
CCCGCCCGCGCCGCCCCCCUCUCGGGGUAGAAUUUAAAGGGGGCGUAGUCUCUCGCCCCUCUCAGGUGACCUCUCGGGGCUUCCCGGCCAAAGGUGCCCGGCGCCGAGGAACAUGGCGAAGGUGGAGCAGGUCCUGAGCCUCGAGCCGCAGCACGAGCUGAAGUUCCGAGGUCCUUUCACCGAUGUUGUUACCACCAACCUAAAGCUUGGUAACCCAACAGAUCGAAAUGUGUGUUUUAAAGUGAAGACCACGGCUCCGCGAAGGUACUGUGUGCGGCCCAACAGCGGGAUCAUUGAUGCUGGGGCCUCCAUUAAUGUGUCUGUGAUGUUACAGCCUUUCGAUUAUGAUCCCAAUGAGAAAAGUAAACACAAGUUUAUGGUUCAGUCUAUGUUCGCUCCAGCUGACACUUCUGAUAUGGAAGCAGUAUGGAAGGAGGCAAAACGAGACCUUAUGGAUUCAAAACUUAGAUGUGUGUUUGAAUUGCCAGCAGAAAAUGAUAAACCACAUGAUGUAGAAAUAAAUAAAAUUAUAUCCACAAGUGCAUCAAAGACAGAAACACCAUCGGUGUCUAAAUCUCUGACUUCGUCUUUGGAUGACACUGAAGUCAAGAAAGUGAUGGAAGAAUGUAAGAGGCUGCAAGGUGAAGUCCAGAGGCUGCGGGAAGAGAACAAACAGUUCAAGGAAGAAGAUGGGCUGCGGAUGAGGAAGACCUUGCAGAGCAACAGCCCCAUUGCAGCACUGGCUGCGACCGGGAAGGAGGAAGGCCUCAGCACCCGGUUAUUGGCUCUGGUGGUUUUAUUCUUUAUCGUUGGUGUUAUUAUAGGGAAGAUUGCCUUGUAGAGGCAGCAUGCAAAGGAUGGCAAAUCGGAUUGAUGAAUCCACAUAUCAUGGGAUUUAAAUUUAUCAUAACCAUGUGUAAAAAGAAAUUAAUGUAUGAUGACAUCUCACAGGUCUUGCCUUUAAAUUACCCCUCCCCACGCACACACACACAAAUGCACACACAAAUAAACAAUCUUUUAGAGAGUUAAAAAUGUAUAGUGAGUGAUCGGGGAAAAGACUGAGCUCUGCUAAGAAUGAGGGAAUCCAUGAUUGGUGCCACAGCGGCAUAUGUAACUCGUUGUAACUUGAUAGGCUUUGGUACAUGUCGCUGCAUUACUUCUCAAAGCAAGACACUCUUCCUCGCCUAUAGGUGCUGGCCCGUGGGAACGUGAGCCCAGCAUGCUGGGGCAGGCAGCUGCCUCCAUGGUAACCCCAUGCCCACUCUGCUCAGGUGGCCUUCCCAUAUCUGCAGUUCUGUCCAAGCCUUCGAUUCUUUGGGACUGAUGCUGAGUGGCUGAAGCCGCAAAGCCUUGCACUGUGGCAGCAUUGGUGUGCUCAGCGGUUGUGAGAAAGAGGCACAUGUCAUCUGACCCAACCACUUGGAAUACAAGUCAGUGCUUUGUUCUCUUAAAGGGACCAAGCUAAAGUACUGUUGGUUCAUGUAGUGAAGCCAAACUGUUAUCAGAGAUGUGUAAUGCAUAUUUAACUUAUUUAAUGUGUUUCAUCUCAUGUGUUCUUAUUGUCACAAGAGUACAGUUAAUGCAGCCUAAAAGUCACCUGUGUUACAGAAUACCAGUGAGCAGGACUGGCACUGCUGCUGGGCACUGCGGCUCCCCCCGUGUCCUGAGGUUCUGGGUGUGGGGAGAAUUUACCUGAAUGUCAGAGAACAGCUGCCUUUCUGUAUCAGUCAGUAACAACUGUUGUAGGGAGGGAAAUUCUUAGUAGUAACAGUCAAUUCUGGGUUACCCAUUUUAAUGGAGAAGAGUAGCCAGUUUUCUAGAUUGUUCUUUCACUACUCUCAGCCACCACUAAUACUUCCAGCACACAGGCGCAGAUCUGUCCUGACCUCCUGUGAGCCCUAGGUUGGAGUCAGGACUAAUGAGUCGGGUUACAGAGUGUGAAGGCAUGGGCAGGGCAGGAUUGGAGGGCUUCUCAGCUAAUCCAUCUACUGGUAAUGGACAGUCUGACUGAAUUAAUUUUAUGCCGUAAAAGACCAAUCCAAUUCUGUUCAGCUAUGUAGCAGCAUCUUAAAAGAAAAAAUUAAAAUAAAGCCCCAAAUUAAGAGUUCUUUUGUCAUUUUGUCACAUUUGCUGUGUGUGUGGAGUUAUUAUUUUAUCAUCAUUAGUUUGCCAUUGGAAGGCUGAUUUUAAAAUGAGCUCCAUCAAUGAGAAAUACGUGUUUAAUGAUUUUGAAUACACACAUACGUGCGCACUCACACACACACAAAAUUGAGGGGGUUGGCUUUAACUGAUAAUAUGAAAAAUAAAAGUGUUGAAAUUCCAGUUCCUGUUGCCCCUGCCCUUUCACUGCCUUGGUCUUUGGUGAAAAGCAGUCUCCCUCCAGUCAGGGAGCCACACCACAGAGACUAGUGACUGCUGUUGGGUCAGCAUAUGCCUGGGUUUGAGUGCACAGCUCAUGGAAAAGAAGACCGUUCUUCAAUGCCAUACACUAGAGCCACAUUUCUCCCAAGCGAUGGUUAGCUGGCACCUUGAGAUGGUGAAGUGGGAGUCUGGUUGGUCUGAGUAGGUAGCCUCCUGUCUUUGUGAAAGGAAGUUUACUGUAAACCCCAGGUGCUCACAAGAAAUGUCAAGCAGACCUGGUUCUCAUCAAGCACCAAUUGCUCAGAUUGCAGGGAGCAUGCACAUGGGGAAGGCUGCCCCAUUAUUAUUUAGUCUUCAGGAUCUUUUCUGUGUGGCCUCAGGUGCUUAGGAGAGGGAGUGAAGACACUAGCCUGGGCGUCAUAUGCCUUCUCCCCCCUAGUUUUCUGUAAGUGAACAAAAAUUUGCUAAUUGAAGGUACUGUAGCAAACUGGUCUUUUGUAGCUUCCAGUUUCCAUGUGGACUCAAGAGGAAAGUGAUUCCAAGGUCCUCCAAUAGGACUUGGGUGUAGUGCACCCCAGUGAUGCCAGAGUGGGGAUCUCCAAGCAUUGUUCUUUCAGGAUGUGGCCAGGUGUUCUGAGAAAACUUCACAAUAACAGCCAGCUGGUGGGCUUGAGCACCUGAAAGGCUGUGGUGGUCUGAAUCUUGGAGGGUGAUUUUGUGUGUUGUGGUCACCCAGCGGAGGAUGCAGUCAUUUUUGAUGCAAAGGAAAAAAAAUCAAAUAUUAAGAUGUAAAGUUGUCUCUUCCUUCUAGCCAGUCUUUGGACAUGUUGUAGGAAUAGAGGUUGAGACUUGCUGAUUAAAAGGAAGAAGAAGAACUGCAGGGAAAGUGACAGGGUAGUGCUGGAAAGGUGAGCUCUUCUCCAAGUCGGUAAAGAAAGUGCCAGAAGAGCAAAUACUGCUCAUGUUCAGGGGCUGUUUUAAGAGCCACAAACCCUGAGAACCUGGUGACAUGCACAUUUCGAGUGUCUUGAAUGCCAAAGGAAAAACAGUAGGGCAAGAGGUGACUGUGGGGUCCUGUCACAACAAUCUUCUCUGCCCGGAGACGAAAAGAGUUGAAUAAUUGGGAAAGACGAAGCGCAGUGGAGUUCUGGUCAGGAGGCAGCCCAGGCCAGCCUCCCUGGAUUACUGGCCUACAUCACUGCAGCUGGGAGUCCUGGCUUUAGAAAUGCCAGACUUGGUGCUCACAGAGGUGGAAGCAGUAGCUGAGUCCUAUAAAUUAUUAUUGAUUGAAUUUUGAAUUGAUAAUUGAAGCUUGGAAAAAUACAAAAUACCUCUUAAAGACAGCAGGUAAUAUUAUUUAUAGGUGUGAGGACCAGUCUUUAAUUUUUUUCUCCUCCUAGUUUGCAUGAGUUCCCUCUCUAGUCUUAAACUGCUGGCACCAGCAGUAAUAAAUACUGAUAAAAUCAAAAUUGAUUUUUACCAGUGGACAGUUUAUGCUUAGAGAGACGGCUUAUACCUACAUAACACAGAAGGGGGAAAAAUGAAGAACCUCCAGUGAUCCGUGAAAACCUAAAUGCUUUCAAACAAAUCCUAGGAGCAGAAUUGCUAUCGAAAGAUAUCAGUGCCCAGCUUGCAGGCUGUGUUAAGUCAGAUAUAACUGAAUGCAAUGAGAGCUCAGACCUAAAUAUCCCUUCAAAUGAAUUUGAAAACAAGCUCUGUGUGUGUGGGGGGGGUGUGUAUGUGUGUAGCAUAUGUACCAUGUAUAAGUAGCUUGAACGUUUUCAAAUGGUGCCUGGAUUUUUUUUUUUUUUUGCACACAAAUCUUUGUAUUUGCAAACUCAGUCCAUGCCAAAAUAUAGUGCCAUUUGUCAUUUGCAACUCUUUCUUAAAAUAAGUUUCUUAAAGUACAAAUUUCCAGUUACAGUUUUUUAGUUUUUUAAAUCCUUGGUUUAAAAGAAAAAUAUUAAGUGAUAAGUCACCUUGCACAACUGAACAUUUUAUCCCCCAAACUUUGUCAGAGUCCAGUGCUCCCCCUACUGGUAGUGGCAUCCCUGCCUCCUGUUGAUCAAAAAGCACCUCUCCAGGGAGAGAUAGAUAACGCUUUGGGCUUUGUUUGCUGUUGCUGGGAAUGAAUGUUUUCAAAGCUGAGGGGAAAUAGAAUUGUGUUUAGAGUGUCCCCUGUAAAGUAUAGAUGGAUGGGCCAGUGCCCAACACACAGUGCGGUGAGGCCAAACAUCACUCUUGGGGAGCACAAAGGGCAGUGCUGAGAUCACAGCCAGUCAGCUCCCUCCGGGUGCCCUGGCCUGAUUGGAUUUUAGAGAAGGCUUUUUCCUUCUACAGACAGCUGCCACGAUAGGAACCUUUCAAAGAACGUUGCUUUGUCAACGCCACCCUGCCUGUGCCAGAGGGUGUCCAGUUCAUGUGCUCACGGAGCUCAGUCCUCGCCACAGCUGGAAGGGCUCUGUCUUGCACAUGGAGAGAUGGAGCCCCAGGAAGUUAAGCCUAGGACUGAGUUGGUCCCUGAGAAGGUCUGCAGGCUCUGAAAAUUGCUGGAGGGAACCAAGUGGACAAACUGGCUAACCUCAACUGCUCUGAGGUGCAGGUUUGGGUGUCUGCCUCCACACCCCAAGCUAAAGGAGGAGUCCAGUUCUGAUACCUUUGCUUUUUCUGUUGGGAACAGAAUAUGACGCAGACAGCAAAGAAAUGUGCCAUCUCCAUUUUCUCACUGCCUGAAUCUCUCUGCCCCACACAUCUGGGAAAUUAAUUUGGGGGCUUUAGAAAGAAAAUUAGCAAUGGGUCUCACCAGGGUGGUGUUGGGAACGCUUUCUGUAGAGGCGUUUAAUUUAUGACUCAUAAAUUAAAUGUGAGUAAGAGCAGUUCAUUAAUGUUGGUAUUGUGGAAGAGGCCUGCGGAGGUUUGAAAACACACAAGUCAAGAAACGCAGUGAAGGGAACACGUGAUAGAAGACAGUGAUAAGCACCAGGCAAGAAGCGAGUUUGGGAAUGGUAAGGGGAUAGCAGUGAGGCUCAUGCCCUCCUACCCAGCCUCUGAAUCCCAUUAGCCACCGCUUGGCACACAUAGCGCGGUUCAGCUGCCAAGAACAUUAGUUGGGGGCCAGGAGGUCGCCCACCCCUUACUGAGCAACCCAGACUUCCCCGAUGCGGUUGUAGCUAUAUCUGUAGCACUGAAAAAAAUAAAAGUUUUAUCUUAGUUUAUUUCCAUUACAGAGGCAUUUUGAAAAAUCUAAAAGAUACAAACACAGGCAAACAGCUGUGUAUUGUAGUGAGAAGCAAAACUAGUGGAGGCGGAUGAGAGAUUUGUCUAGAUGAAGGUAAUUAACUUAAGCCUUUUUUUUUUUAUGUAAUGGAUUAAUUCAUUAGAAAAAUAUCUGCAUCCAACCCAUAGAAAAGGAAGAAAAAGCUAGCAACAAAAAUGUAGCUAUUGUCCAACCUGUCAUAAAUAUUUGCACUUAUGAUACCUUGGACUGUUGCCACAAUAUGGCUGGCUCUGACUAAAAGAUGUCAGUUGAGUCAAACAGUGCGAUGGGAGCAUCAUUUGCUGCUGCCAGAUAAAUGCAGAGGUCUGUGUCUAAACCAGCAAACACUGAUCCUGUAACAAUGCCUUAUUACAGUUGCUUUAUUACCCCACAGGCUGAUGUGGACUUAAUCCUUCGGCUAAUGGAUGUGGGUGCAGAACGGGAUGUCCUCACCUUGUCCUGCUCUCCCACGAGCUUGGCUGGGGUCUCUGCAGUUAGAGCUGCAGCCAGAAUCUCCUUUCCUCAUACCCAAAGCCACAUCUGGCUGAAAUAAAACAGGUUGCUUAUUACUUUCUGCCUCCCUUCAGAAAACACCAACUAAGGGAGACAAAUCAGACCUCUUCACACAGUCUCAUUAAGGCUCAGUGCUAAUGAGAAUGCACAGCCUUUAUGACCUAGGAAGGUAGUAAAUUAGUGUGCAUGUUACACCAUCGACUCUGGCUUUCGUUGUGACACAAAAAGACCACGUUCUUUUUUUGUUUUUUUCGAACGGGCUGCCUGCAUUCUCAUCUUUUAUUUUUUAGAAAUAAACUAAAUUCAGCUCCAGUGAAGCAUUCGUUAAAAUUUUUUUCCACUGAAUCUUUUCCGUGGAUUCAAAGGUCAGAAUUUAUUGUCUGUGAUACUGAGACCAUGUGUACAAACUGCUUUUUGCCUUUCAUGAUUCACUUCUUCAGCAAACGUUUAGUAAGGACUUCUAUAUGGCAGACACUGCAUGAGGUGCUGAGAAGUUACUCAGUGCGAGUGACUGUGUUUUGUGUUUUCAUUUGGAAGCAGCCUAAGUAGGUGGACUCAAGCUCAUACAUAGAAAAGUGCAAAAUACACUUGGUUCUCAUUUCGGCUGCCAGCAUUUCAUUCUUCCUUUUUUUUUUUUUUUAAAGACAAUUUUAUAAACUGCCAUUUGGAACUUCCUAUAAGAAACUCAAAAUUGUCUAAAUAUUCCCUUCACCACCUCUUUCCUUGUUUGAGUACAAAGAAACAGUGUCAGUAUUGCAUGCUGCCCCACAUCUUUCUCCUCACCUUGAAAAGAGACCUCUGUAGUUCGUGAUGUGUAUAUUUAUUCUGACUUCAGUGUGUGUUAACAUUUUAGGAAUUGAGUAUUUUAAGAGAUGUCUUAGAAUGCUUUCAUUUUCACAAUUUUUCUUUUAUGGAUUUAAGUUGUAUUUCCUGUUUUGACAUGGAACUCAUUUACAAAGACGGUGCAGGAAAGGACUGUCAUCAUGCAUUUGGGUUACGUGAUAUGUAAUAAAUCCAUGGUUUUAUGGCCAGCUUUACGUUUCCCUGAGGGAAGGAGAUGUAUUUCUGCUGUGUCCAGAUCGAAUGAGCUGUUCACAGCAUGUUCUCACAUGUUCCGUCUCAGCCUGAUGAAAUCCGCCCGGCCACAACAGAAACUUUUGUACGCGCUGUCUCUGUAUUAUAUUCAAUAAAUUC